GUCGCCACACUCGACGACCUUGCUUUGACUUUGGGACACCGACUUGUCGCGACUCCUCGAAUGGUCGGCUGCGUGACGUUACGUGUCUCGUCGAUAAAGGGUUAGCGGGACUCGUUACGCCCGGCAGUACUCGCCUUUUCUUCAGGAACAUCUGCGAACCGGUAAACGGAAUUACAAAGGAAAACAUCCUCGUUAUGGCGUUCAACAAGCUCAGCAUCGAUAAGGUGGAUUUGACGGAUAAGAGAGUACUCGUACGGGUCGACUUUAAUGUGCCACUGAAAGAAGGAAAAAUAACGAACAAUCAGAGGAUUGUUGCUGCGCUGGACACGGUGAAGUAUGCUAUCGAUAAGAAGGCUAAAUCUAUCGUUCUGAUGUCCCAUUUAGGCCGGCCGGAUGGCAAGAGAGACGAGAAGUAUACGCUGAAACCUGUAGCAGAAGAACUAAAAACUCUUUUAGGAAGAGAGAUCUUGUUUCUAAAUGAUUGCGUUGGAUCUGAGGUUGAAGCUGCUUGUGCCAAUCCAGCACCUGGUACUGUCAUUUUGUUGGAAAAUCUGAGAUUUCAUAUCGAGGAGGAAGGCAAAGGAGUAGGACCAGAUGGAAGUAAAAUUAAAGCUGACAAAGAUAAAGUCACUGAAUUUAGAGCAUCUUUGAGGAAGCUAGGAGAUGUAUAUAUAAACGAUGCCUUUGGAACUGCUCAUCGAGCUCAUAGUUCCAUGAUGGGAGAUGGAUUUGAUAUAAGAGCAAGUGGUUUUCUAUUAAAGAAAGAACUCGAAUACUUUGCGAAAGCUCUGGAUAAUCCGGAAAAACCAUUUCUGGCUAUACUCGGAGGAGCUAAGAUUGCUGACAAAAUCCAAUUAAUUAAUAAUUUGUUGGAUAAAGUGAAUGAAAUGAUUAUUGGAGGUGGUAUGGCAUACACAUUCUUGAAAGUAUCCAAAAACAUGAAGAUUGGAAAUUCACUGUUUGAUGAAGAAGGAGCAAAAAUUGUGAAUGACUUAUUGGACAAGGCGAAACAAAAUAAUGUCCAAAUUCAUUUGCCAAUAGAUUUUGUGACCGCUGAUAAAUUUGCAGAAAAUGCAGUGGUGGAUGCUGCGGAUGUUGAAAACGGUAUACCCGAUGGAUGGAUGGGUCUUGAUGUUGGGCCUAAAUCUAGAGAUUUAUUCGCAGAACCAAUUAAGAGAGCGAAAGUUAUAGUAUGGAACGGCCCAGUGGGUGUAUUUGAGUUCGAGAACUUCAGCAAGGGCACAAAAAGUUUAAUGGACAAUGUCGUCGAGGCCACGACUCGGGGAACAAUUACCAUCAUUGGUGGCGGAGAUACGGCGACGUGCGCGGCAAAAUGGAAAACGGAAGAUAAGGUGAGCCACGUGAGCACUGGUGGCGGUGCAAGUUUAGAACUCCUGGAAGGGAAGGUAUUACCCGGAGUCGCUGCCCUUUCUUCAUCGUAAAUCUAUCUUCAAAACAUUUAUGUAAAGACCUGACGUUUUGCGAUGUUUUAACAUUAGCCAGUUCUAUAGAAAUUUAAUGAGUAGUGUUCGAAUGUUGGGAUAACAAAACAGUGAACUUACAAACAGUGAGAUUAAACAUGUAGAACAAAAACGUGUUCAUUAUCUUUAAUUAUUGUUGUAAUCGUGCUCCGUUUUUGAAACUCCAUAUUCUCGUAUGAGAAAUCCCAAAUAUUGAAAUCAUAUGUUGACAUACUCUUAGAUCUCUAUAGUACAAUUAUACAAUUAUAUUAAUGUACAGUUAUAGAUACAUAAUGCAUCAAACUGUAUAUUAUCUGUAAAAUGUAAUAUAUUAAGACAAUAUUAAAUCCAUCAUACAUAGCUGCUAA
Messenger RNA from Pogonomyrmex barbatus (red harvester ant), 1828 nucleotides. RefSeq names its product phosphoglycerate kinase (gene Pgk). NCBI's taxonomy places the organism in Eukaryota, Metazoa, Arthropoda, Insecta, Hymenoptera, Formicidae. The record is from RefSeq and is a predicted model, not a curated record. Gene Ontology annotation, biological process: gluconeogenesis; glycolytic process. Gene Ontology annotation, molecular function: ADP binding; ATP binding; phosphoglycerate kinase activity. Gene Ontology annotation, cellular component: cytosol.